GGCCAUGGGAGGACAUAGCAGGGUCCGGCACAGGAACGGAAGUAGCCGGGCAAAUUGAACCGGCCGAGAAAGGUCAAUCUGCUGCUGAGAAGGAUAUGGAAAUCAUCCGGACAAAACGAGCAACAAGUGCGGCUGGUGCUGCGGCUCAAACUGGACAACCGAAAAGCAAGUACAGAAAAAGAAGUGUGAGCACCUAUCUGCCUCUGAUCCUUUCGUACUUCCUAUUAUCGUCAAGUAUCGUGCUUGGGAUUGACGUGGCUGAUACUCUUUUUUCCCCGCAUUGGUCUGGCCAGCGGGCCACUCCUCCAGGGAAGUGUCAUUCGUGCAAUAUUCGCGAAACCCCAGAAUGGCGCCGAGGCCCGGAUGGUGCUCGAACGCUAUGCAAUGCUUGCGGGUUACACUACGCAAAGCUUGUUCGCAAGCGGGACAAGGCUAUAGGUGCAGAUGGUCAAGCCGCUCGUAUUGAUAUGGAGACCCUUCGGGCCUCUGCGCGUGCCUCUGAGCUCGCAGGGGAUAAGUCGCGGGCCCAGAAUCAAACCAAUGCAUCCACGACUGCCGCGUCUACAGCUACAACUGAACCUGAAACGAAGCAGGCAAUGCCUUUGAGUCACCAUCAGGGUUCCUUCCAGGUCAUACCAAUAGGUCAGACGAAUGGGUCGAGCACGGGGAAUUCUCAGCCUUCUCAUCAACACCAUCAGCACCAUGCGUCGCAUCAUCACCACCAGCAGAAUAUAUCUCCUGCUCACGAUGCUACAUUGCCUGUUCCGCCCCCACCACCAUGGACUGUGUCUACUCCUGCUGGGGCCAAUCGAAACUACGCCUCAGACCAGUUGCAGCACCAAUCGUUCAUGCGUACAUCACAUUCGGUGUCCAGUGGUGCAUCACCGCACUGAUUGACCAGUCGUUCAUUGUAAUCUUAUCAAUGAAUACGCCUAUUGUGAUUCUAUUAGUUGAUCAUGCGGUUUUCGUUUCCACUCUUUCUCAUCUGUGGUUUGUGCUAUACCUAAUAUCCCUUGUUAUUCAUUCGUAUCUUGCUGUCGUUCUUAUCGGUUUUCAGCAGUAUCCUGUAUAAUGUGGUAUUCUCUCUGAAUUUGUUGCUACGGUAUCUCUAGGCUCGUACGAAGGUAAUUGUUCUUAUUCUAUUGUACAUUCUGUUUAAGCUUCAUAAAAUAGGUAGCCCAGUUGUUUUUCUUACCCACGUCUUAGUUCGAUUUUUUCAAUAAUAGUCAUCGGUUUCACUCCCAUC
Serpula lacrymans var. lacrymans S7.9 is the source of this 1246-nucleotide messenger RNA. Its product is annotated as GATA-4/5/6 transcription factor. Gene Ontology annotation, biological process: regulation of DNA-templated transcription. The record is from RefSeq and is a predicted model, not a curated record. The coding region runs from base 96 to 893 and encodes 265 amino acids. Gene Ontology annotation, molecular function: zinc ion binding; sequence-specific DNA binding. NCBI's taxonomy places the organism in Eukaryota, Fungi, Basidiomycota, Agaricomycetes, Boletales, Serpulaceae. The transcript is spliced from 3 exons.